This is a messenger RNA of Danio rerio (zebrafish), 5701 nucleotides long. The record is from RefSeq and is a predicted model, not a curated record. Lineage: Eukaryota; Metazoa; Chordata; Actinopteri; Cypriniformes; Danionidae.
GCCGCAGCCGCUUGUCAGUUCACUGAGAUCUGCAGACACAGGAGAUAUCGCAACAUUGCGCGAUCGCAGCAGCUCGUAUCCCGUAGCAGAGCACUUCAUCCCCUUUGCUUGAUCCUUUCGGAGAUAAUCCAGUAGUUUAAAACAGACAUCCAAAGAACGCAGCAGAAAUCAAACACUAAGAAGAGAAGGAAGAAGAAUGGGGCAGAAAACGCCAUUAAUAUUGAUGACUUUAUUGUCUUGUUUCGUCUGGAGAGAUGAGGCUUUGGCCAUGACAGAGGUGAAUGGGCCAGUUGGGGGUCCACAAGUGGCCGAUCCUCAGAUCGCCAUGUUUUGUGGUCGUCAGCUUCUACACAUGAACACUGAGAGCGGACAGUGGGAACCGGAUCCUCAGGGUCGACAGGGAUGCUUCACCCAGCCCAGCAAGAUCCUCUCAUACUGCCAGGAGAUGUAUCCAGGACUGCAGAUCUCUCAUGUGGAAGAGGCUUCAUCACCGGCGACCAUCCAGGGCUGGUGUAAGAAGGGCUGGGGUCACUGUCAGACCCGCACCUUCAUCGUGGUGCCCUACCGGUGUCUGGUAGGUGAAUAUGUCAGCGAGGCUCUUUUGGUUCCAGACCGUUGCCGUUUCUUACACCAGGAGCAGAUGGACUCCUGCGAGAGCUACGUGUACUGGCACAACAUCGCCAAAGAGGCCUGCACGGCUGACAGUCUGGAGCUGCACAGUUAUGGGAUGCUGUUGCCUUGCGGUGACCGUUUUCGCGGUGUGGAAUAUGUCUGCUGUCCUGGCAGGACAGGAUCGAGUGGACGUGGAGAAACAGAGACCGCAGAUAUUGUGCAGGGAGAAACAACACCACUCGUGUCUAUGGCUGGAGACAAAACUAUCACCAGUGUGAAAACAACACCGCCGACUCCCAGCCCUUCUCCUGAGACGGACAUCGAGGAAGACGAUAUGGAGGAGGAAGAGGAUGAGGUGGUGGAGGAAGAAGCAGAGGAGGAAGAGGAGGAGGAAGAGGAAGGCAAUAAUGAAGCAGCGGCUGAGGUCGAGGAAGCUGAGGAGGAGGAAACCGCCACCACGGUCAAAUACCAGGAGGAGUACGAGUAUCCCAUCGACUCUCAUUUACAGGGCCAAGACUAUAUGGACAACUUCUACUAUGACAAGAAUCUCCAGACUGCCAAAGCCUCCACCCAGCCUCAAACACGGAUGGACAACAUGCCCACUCCUCGUCCUACAGAUGGAGUGGACGUUUACUUCGAGAUGCCAGGGGAUGACAGCGAACAUGCCAACUUUCUCCGUGCCAAGAUGGACCUGGAAGAACGACGAAUGAAACGCAUCAAUGAGAUCAUGAAGGAGUGGGCAGAGGCAGACAACCAGUCCAAGAACCUGCCUAAAUCUGAUCGCCAGGCACUUAAUGAGCACUUCCAGUCAGUCCUGCAGACUCUGGAGGAGCAGGUGGCCGGUGAGAGGCAGAGGCUGGUGGAAACACACCUGGCCCGAGUGGUGGCCACCCUGAAUAACAACCGCAGACUGGCUCUGGAGAGCUACCUGAGCGCUGUGCAGAGUGACCCACCACAGCCGGACCGUGUGCUUCAGGCUCUGAAGCGUUAUAUGGCCGCAGAGCAGAAGGACAGACGACACACUCUUCGUCAUUACCAGCACAUCGAGUCUGCAGACCCUCAGAAAGCAGAGCAGAUGAAGUUCCAGGUGUACACACAUCUGCAUGUGAUUGAAGAGAGGAUGAACCAAAGUCUGGCUCUGCUCUACAAAGUCCCCGGCCUGGCUGAAAAACUCCACGACGAAAUCCAGGAGUUAGUGAGAACAGAGAGAGGAGACAUCAGCGAACUCAUGACCACUUCCUUCUCUGAGACGAGAACCACCGAAGAGCUGCUUCCUGCUGAGAGCGAAGAAGAGCGAGACGAUGAGGAGGAAGAGGACAGAGCUUUCCAGAACAGACCAUAUCCACCACGCAUCGAUCCCCAGCCUGUUGAUAAGAAAGUUUCUUCAGUAGACGAGUAUGACUACACCACCUCUGAGAGAGGACCCACUUAUGAAUAUGAGGAGAAGAUCAACACUUCAGUAGAGCUGAAGCAGGUGGUCUACAAGUCUCCAGGAAUCCAGAGAGAUGAGCUGCAGCCAGACGUUUUGGAGACGUUUAACCGUGGGGCAAUGGUGGGGCUGCUGGUAGUGGCGGUGGCCAUCGCGAUGGUGAUGGUAAUCAGCUUGUUGCUAGUUCGCCGUAAGCCAUACGGGACCAUCAGCCACGGCAUAGUAGAGGUGGACCCAAUGCUGACCCCUGAGGAAAGACAGCUCAACAAGAUGCAGAAUCACGGCUACGAAAACCCCACUUACAAAUUCUUUGAGCAAAUGAACUGAGGAUGUCACACUCUCCCUUCUCGCCUCCCAGUUUUUCGAUUGGGGUUUUCCACAACAACCCCCUCUCCCUCGUACUCUUCUGUAUGUCUAUCUGACCGAUGUCCAAAAAUGUACAACAAACCCGGCACGUAAAUAGGGAGUUUGUAGUAAAACGUUUGCAUACUACUCUCUUAUCAAGGAGAGCCAGUAAUAAGAGAAUCCCCAACAAGAGCAUCUGAAAUUCCCCGUUUUUUGCAUCAUUUCAUAAGGAUGUGACGUUUUAAAAAAAGCGCCACAUUCUUUCCGGAUGUGUUUUUAAGGAAGCUCGACAUUGAGUGCUUCCUUCUGUCAUUUCUAUUUUCAAAAAGCAGAGUUUAUUUCAUGGUGAAACUGUGAGAUGGGUGAAAUAAUAUAUUUUUGAGUUCCAGGGAGACGGUCAUUGUAGAAUAAGCCGCUAUAGAGUCCUUCUGUUUUAAUAAUAAGGCGAAAAAAAAUCCAACAAGGUUUGUAUUCACGUAUAAGUCAACCGUCGAACAUUCUGGUAGAUUAUUAGUCUCAAUCACAGCCGUAAGAACUCGAGUCAGUGUUUUAAAUGUACCACGAAUGUUCAUCGAUCAACGCUACCCGGAUAUUUUUCUGGUAUCGCUUCUUUAAAAAGUCAAUUCUUAAGUAAUCCGAAGUCCAUACGCGUAAAGAAAAGCAUGCAAAAUUUGGUGUAUGAUGCUAUAACGUACUUGUGUUGGUCCUGUUUCUUGCUUUUUGAUAAAAACAACAAAAAAAUAUGAAAAUAUCACAGUGCAACGAUGACGUGUAAAUAACUAACGAAUAGACGUUUCUAUCAUUAAUUUGUAUCGACGCAACGUGUGGACGUAAAAGAUGACCUUGUGCUGCUCACACAGAGAACGAAACAUUUCCUAUCAUGGCUGAAUGAAAACGGACUGUUGUAAAAACCAGCACAAGAAAAAUGACACAGUUAACUCCUGACUGAAUGUAUCUUCGGUAGACAUAGGCUUCAUUCACGUUCCUCCUAACACGUGGUUAGUUAGCUUAGCUAAUCCCUCCGUUUUCAUACAGUAGUUGAUUUACCUGUUGAGGGUUUGUGUUGCGUAAACAAAUAUUUUAAAGGUGGAAAACAACUUUGACUGACAAGGUGUGAUUGCGAAAUUGCUUUCCCUCAGUCCUGAAAAUCAAGAUUGCUUUUCUUUUGAUUGUCAGUCUAAUGCAUUUCUGUUUUAGGUCUCAGUUUUUUAGCGUGCGUUGCUCUGACAUGAAUAACAUUUGACACAAUUUACUGGUAGUCAGUUGUAGACAGAACACGUCUUGCUCGAAUCAUUUCAUUAGUAGAACGGACAGGUUUUUAAGGAAAAUGUGGGAUUAUACAAUGUUAAUACAUGACAUAUCAGCAGAAGUGAAACCAAAAUGUUUUCAGUUUCUUCAGUCCACUGUUAUACAGUACGUAUAAACCAAACCAAACUCUGUCCUCAGAAAUCUUAAUGUAAUCUAAGAUUAUAUUUAUUUGACUUCUAUUUUCUUCUGAGUCAAGACGGAUCAAACCGUAUGACAUUACCAUUCGUAUUCGUCUUCCUUUGUUUGUUCUGGAACCUACAUUUUGAACAGGAACUGAAACCAAACCACAAAAAUGCUAAGUUAGACACACCUAAAUAGCAUAUACCACAAAAUCAGAAGCAUGUCGAGGUGUAAUAUUUAUUUUUAAGGCAUCAUUAGGCACAAAAUGAUCAAUAAAUAUAUUGUUGUGAGGUGUAUAUGCAACCCAGGCUCAUUCUGAAAAGGUAGUCUUGCUGACGUUUCUGGAGACUGCAAAUUAUGUAGCCGGUGUUACGUAUAGCUGCAUUUCAUUUUUUAAGCGAACGCUACGAGGCGGUGUGAUGGCGAUCUUUUUCGUGCUUACCUGCUGACCGCUUACCUCUGUGUGGAGGGCUUUCCCGCCGCAACCAGUUUGUACGGUUAGCUCGUCGUGUACGUCGGCGGACUUGAGACGCAGAAAGAAGCUGACCAUGACGACGACGACCGGGUUUGGGUCCGGAGAAGAGCGGUUUCAGAAAUCAGGUACGACAAAAAUAUAAUCCAAAAAAAUUAAGUCAUCAAUUUCAUAACAGGGUGAGGAUGUGGUAAAAUCCAAAAGCGUGGCAAAAAAAUAAAAAUCAGACGAGGGCUUUUCUUUUUCUGGACAGCUUUUGUAAAUUGUUUGUUGGGUUUAGGGAAGCAAGCGGGCGGGUGUGUCAAUCGGUAAAACUGGUUGGGUUUAGGGAAGGAGGAGGGUGGGUCAGCCGAUUGGCCGGUCGCCCAGUCAAUCAUUCAGUCAGUCAGACAGACAGAUGGUCGUUCGAUAGCGGCCUCUGGUGGGUUUACGAGAAAACAGCUCGGGCACGAACGGCACUCGGCGAGAGACAUUUGAAAUGCGAAGAAGCGCACACUGUGGCCUCUCGCGGAUUCACAUAAACAAAAUCUGCAAAAACACGUAAUAUAUACGUAAUAAAUCCCGGGAUGUAUUUCGCAGUUUCGCAGUUUCCAAUUUAAUCUCACAUCCGUGGGACAACAUUUUCAGAAUGAGCCUGGGUUGUGUACACGAGUAAUAAUUGUGAUCUGAUGCUCUAAUUUAAGAUUCUUAUAUAAGAUUUGGUACCAGCAUCAUCAUGCAGAUUUAGGACCAUGUAUUCAGUAGAGAUCCAUUUUAGGUUUGGCUGAGACGACUCCUCCCUCUUUAUUCCUGAACCAAUAGAAAUGUAAACCAACUUACGGAUGUUUUAACUGCUGCAUUAUUGCCUUUUUCAAUGCUGUGUUUUUGGAUGUAAUUAUAUGUAUUUUUUAUUUAAGUCGAUAUUAAUUGGAGUUUGGGGUCAUAAUAUACGGUAGAUUUUGACGGGUCUGACGCUUGAUAACUAAACGAAUUAACCGAGAGCACAACUGUAUCCAGAUUGACUCAUUUGUGUCCGUUCAUCAUUCAUUAAUGGAGAAUCAGUACAGCGAAGGUUAAGAUGGAAACGCAUUUAGUUUAGAUCUAAUGUGUUGAACAUCAUGUACAGCCCAAGUUUAUCUGUCAGAUUACUAGCAUGUAUUAAAGAUACAGCUUGAUAAUUGGUUACUUUAAGAGUGAAGGUGUAGUUUGGUGCUUUAAGGAACUUGUCAUUAAGCUAUUGAAACCAAUGUAAUGAUAUAAGCUGAUCUCGAAUCACUCUGAAAUCCACCAAAGACAUGUUCUAGAUAUGAUUGGCAAGCCAAAUAAUGUGUUGUAUUUUUAAUUGACAUGUAUUGUAAGAGCAAGCAACCUGUGAACUGAUCUGGCUUGUUGUACUUGCAUUAAAACGUCAAUAAAAUUAUAAAUGACCCACACAA